UCAAAGAUUCUAAGAAAUCGGGAACUAGUGCAGACAGCGUGUAUACACCUCACGUAAAGUGGUUCCAAGAAAUGCACGCAUUUCUACAUUGUCUGGAUAAUAAAAGACCUACGCAAGAUAAUUUAGCGAUUGCAACUUCAACGCCAAAUGAGACCUCGGACGCUAGUGAUCAGGAUUCUCCUUCCGGAAAUGCUCAAGAUGGGGAAGCAAAAAUAAUGGCAAGUGGAUGCCAGAGUCACCCACAAAGCAUCGCUGCUUUUGAACUUCCAAAAAGUAAAAAAAGGAAAUCUAAUAUAGAACAAGUUUCUUCAGCAAUUCAUGAUCUGAAAAAAAUUGCAAAAGAUGUGAAUAAAGAACCUCUGGUGGAAAACGAAUUUCUGGUUUUUGGUAAAUGUGUAGCAGCACAGUUAAUGAAAUUAAGCACAGCUAGUGCUUUAUUGGCCCAAGAAAAAAUUCAAUCAGUUCUAACACAUUUUAGAAUCCAAGAACUUGAAAAAAUGUCUGGCACACCUUUGCGUCCUGUUCAAUCACUUCAUAGUUCUUUGUCUACAACGCCGAUAGCAUCACCAUCGCCUUCAUAUUCAGACACGCAUGAAUUCCAACCAUCAACAUCAUUUUCUUCACAUCAAUUUGGAGAACCAGGCAAAGAUCAUAAUACAAUGAUCUUUGAACCAGGUAUUAAUAGUUACAGUGAUAUUGUGGCACAGGCGAUAUCAGCUAUUCAGUAUAAUCCCUAACUUUUUGUACCUUCAUACACAUAUCAUAUUGUACAUCGUAUUGUAUCAUACAUACUUGUAACAAUAAAAAUAUAAAAUAAUA
Messenger RNA from Photinus pyralis (common eastern firefly), 819 nucleotides. RefSeq lists its product as uncharacterized. NCBI's taxonomy places the organism in Eukaryota, Metazoa, Arthropoda, Insecta, Coleoptera, Lampyridae. The transcript is spliced from 2 exons. The record is from RefSeq and is a predicted model, not a curated record. Bases 72 to 737 code for a protein of 221 amino acids.